CCUCGCUCCUCUACAUGUCCAUGCGCCUGGCUCUCCCAUCCCACAUGUGCAGUACUGGUUGCCUGAUCUCUAUCUGUCAAAUUAACACGCCUUUUCGAGGACGUGCAAUCAACAAGGGUAACCAUGGACCCUUUGACCGCGUUGGGCCUGGCUUCCAAUGUCUUCUCGUUCGUCUCAUUCGCAGCCGGUCUCAUCAAAGGCACCGUUGAAAUCAGCGCAUCGGCUACUGGAUGCAGCAUUGAUGUUACUAGACUCGACGUAGUUUGUGAGAAACUGCAAGACUUGUGCGAUGGCCUCGAGUCUUGCACCGAGUAUAAAAUCCCGGGGACGGAUGCUGAGGAGCAGGUCAGCAAGGUAUUCGUUGCAGUCAAGAGCCUUUGCGCGACCUGCAGAACCGACGGACAUGAGCUUCUUCGAAUCACAAGAACACUCAGGACGAAGAACGGCUCCAGAGGAAAGUGGGAUAGCUUCAAAGUCGCUCUGAAGAAAGCCUGGGAAAAAUCUAGCAUCGAUGAGCUUGAAGAACGACUCUCCCGAACGCAAGUCACCAUGACACUCCAUAUAUGCACCCUGGCACACCAUUGCAGCCGCGCUCAGUCGGAGCGGGUAGAAUAUUUACAACAGCAGAGUCUCUUGUUGCAGGCAGAUCAAGGAAGAUCCCUCGAGCGGAUCAGUCAAGGACUCAAAGACCUAGAGCAUAGGGUGCGUCUAGGGCUACAAGCAGGGUACUCGCAACAUCCACAAGACGGUUUCACAUUGAGUGAUGUCAACUGCUUGCAGGAGAAAUUGCAGUCGUUGUCUAUUUCAGAACAGAACGUGCAAAGACAACAAGCCAUCCUAGAGAGCCUCACCUUCGAAAGCCGUCCCGUUAGACAUUCGCAAAUCGCCCCUGCCCACAAGAAGACGUUCAAAUGGGCACUCACGACAAAUCAGGAUCCAACUCUUGGUCACAGCAUUGGUUCUUGGCUCAAACAAGGAGAUGGCAUAUUUUGGGUGUCCGGAAAACCUGGAUCAGGAAAGUCGACCCUCAUGAAAUAUAUCGCCGAUUCCAGCGUCACUUCCCAAUUCAUUGCCGAGUGGGCUCGACCUUGCAGAGCAGCAGUUGCCAGUCACUACUUCUGGAUUACAGGGACACCCAUGCAAAAGUCCCAACAGGGUCUUCUCCAGACUUUGCUAUUCGACAUAUUCCGCCAACGCCCAGAUCUGAUCGAGCAAACAUGCUGGGACAGGUGGAAUGGCCCAGCAACUGUGGCCCCUUGGUCGCUGGCGGAGCUCCAUGGAGCUUUGCAGACAUUUGUGACAAUGGACCAUGCUAAUCUCAAAUUGUGCUUCUUCAUCGAUGGCUUGGAUGAAUACAGCGGUGACCACGAAGACCGAACUCAACUUUGUCGAACCCUGAAAGGUCUCACAACGUCAGGCAAUAUAAAGCUCUGCUUAUCCAGCCGUCCCUGGAAUAUUUUUGAGGAGGAAUUCGGGCUUGAAUGUCCCAAAAUUUACAUGCAGGACUUGACACGAGAUGAUAUUGAGAACUACACCUCCAGUCGACUCGAAGAGCAUACGAGGUGGGCUGCAGUCUCCGCUAACCAUUCUCAAGGGCAGUGGCUAGUCUCAGAAAUUGCGGCGAAAUCUAACGGGGUCUUUCUUUGGGUGUUCCUCGUCACGAAGCUCUUGAGAGAAGGGAUGACCAACCGAGACACAUUUGCGGACCUCCGUCGGCGUCUGGAAAGCUUUCCGUCAGAGCUCGAACCUUUCUUCAAGGCCAUGCUUGAAGCCGUUGAGCCUUUCUAUCACAGCCACAUGUCAACAGCACUGCAAAUUGCCAACGCUUCGACCGAAAGUCAGUUCAGCUUCCUGGUUUACAACUUCCACUUCCAGGAAUAUGAAGACAGCGACUACGCUAUAAAUCAUCCUAUUCGACUCAUGAAUGCGGAUGAGAUCGAGGAGAUACGGAGCAACACAUCCUGGCAACUCGACAGCAGAACCCGCGGGCUUCUCGAGGUCAAUUCUCAAGAUGGAACUGUAGCCUUCCUUCACCGGACUGCUAGGGACUUCUUGAAUACUCAGGAGAUGUAUGACUUUCUCAUCACCAAAGCUGACCCUCGUCUGAACUUCCGUCCAAUCCUCAGCAUCCUCAAAGCCCUCAUUGCUACGAUUAAAACUUCCGAGGUCCCACAUACUAUCAAGCGAAAGCGUUUUGCGAAUUUCGAGCCGGUAAAAACCGACAACAUAGCCUUUCACAGCGUGCUGAAGCUAAUGGGGUCAGCCAUGAGAUAUGCCAGUGAGAUUGAAUCUCAUAUGGCCGGCGAUAUUCGCCACCACGCUCUGAUGGAUGAACUCGACCGCAGUCUUCUUUGCAUGUUCUCCAUGAAAGAUACCAAGUUUGUUCCCGGCUAUUGGUCAAAAAUGAAGCAGGCAUUCCUGCGAGAGCAACUCGUACAACAGGGGCACUUCGAUUACCUUCGAAGCAAGCUGGAUUCUGAUCCAACCUUUUUGAAAAACAUCGGGACGCUUCCAGUACUGCGAUUCUUUUCACCGGAUCCGACCAAGAAUAUCCAACUGGAACGAGGACGAGGAACCGACGUCUUGGCCUGUCUACUGGACAAUCAUGGCAUGGAUCCGAACAAGGAGGAUGACUGCCAAGGAAUCAGUCCCUGGAACGAACUCCUGGCCCAUAUGUGCCACUGGUGGCUGAAAGAGAAGAAAUAUGCAAUGCGGAUCCUCUCCUUCCUACUCGAAGUAGAAAUCCUCAAGCUUUUCCUGAAAGCUGGAGCUGACCCUGGCGCCUUAAUCGUGGGGCCCAGUCCUGCGUCUGGCACCUACAAGAGCAGGGCUGCUGCAGUGGUCUACCUCGAAUUUUGUUUCGACAUGCUGGACCAGUCUCCACCGACACAAACACUGUACCUCGAUGUGCUCUCGGAAUUCCUGCGGCUUAGUAGCGACGUGGUCUUGGGAAAUGUCACUGACGAGUUCUGCGCGGUCUUGAUUAACAAGGAGAAGGAGGAGCUGCACUGGAAGUUGCCUUUCUUCGCCAAGGUCAACGACUUGUUACGGCUUAGCUUAGCUUCUCGAGGAUCGGGGACUGCAGAGAAUCUUCUGUCCCUGGAUCGAAUGAGUAGACAGAUCUUCCCGUUGGAUUUGUACACGCCAAUGAGUGUUGCAACAAAGCCCAGAAAGAGGAAGAGGAAACAUAAUGAGAGCAGCUCGGGGCGGCACCAGAAACAUAAAAGAGAGGCAUGAAUGGAAUCAUACUGUGAGUAGUCACCGCCAUAUAAGAAAUAUCAGCCACCUGGGAAGCCAACCAACGCAACCGCGACUUCAUCACACGGAUGAUAGUAGCACAAUAAUAGCCCCAGUUGAAUUGAGACAGUUAAUAGAGUACAAAUAUGGGCCUUUGGCGAUCCUCAUAUUUUAUCAUUGUGUCAUUAUAACCGUGCUAUUUUUUUCGAUGACCAUUGUGCUAUCAUAUGUGCGAAGAAGUCACCUUUACUUGUGCAGAGUCAGGUCUGUAGUCUGAAAGACGGCAGCGUCGUAGUUGCCGUGAUGGCAUUCGGCCCACCUAGUCACACCCCAGCACUCCACAAUGUGAUUCAUCUCCACUGAUAUAGAUCUAAUUAAUAGAAAUUUGCUUUUCAGAGAAGCCCUACUGGCUGUGGCCCAUCAAAUGGGUUGCGAGGUGUGUGGAUAAGAUCCGAGCUCGUCAAGGCUUUUUAGUCGCGCCCGGGAGAGUUUGCGCGGCACACGUCUGUGCUACUGUGUGUAAAUCGGGGCAUCCGUCGUUGACGUAUGCCACCUAUUUGAAUUACUCCUAACGAAGUCCCAUCGUGGACCCCUUCCAGCGCAGUGGUCGCGACUGGAUGUACCAGGUUUCCUACAUCCGUUU
This is a messenger RNA of Diaporthe batatas, 3880 nucleotides long. RefSeq lists its product as uncharacterized. The record is from RefSeq and is a predicted model, not a curated record. The coding region runs from base 124 to 3237 and encodes 1037 amino acids. Lineage: Eukaryota; Fungi; Ascomycota; Sordariomycetes; Diaporthales; Diaporthaceae. The transcript is spliced from 2 exons.